AUGACUUCGACAAUACCGCAACCAACUCGGUUGCCAUCUAACCCGCCUCCUCGAAGCCCUCCGACAUCAGCCCUUCCUCCGAUACCAUCUUCGAAAACUAGAAAGAGCAUGCCCGGGCCCGGCGACUCGGUUAAGCUCUACGCAGCUUCCCCCCUUCCGUCAAAAUUACGAACCCCCUCCGCCGCCCAGACUAAAUCUGCAGUUCCAUCCAACCUCGGACUGUCGUCACUUUCACCGAGUAAAAGCUCUUUCAGGUCUCCAUCGGUAUGCCUUACCCCUGGAAGCCCAGAAAAAACCGUACGCCGGACCGUGAGCAUCGCUUCAUUCCCUCAACCCCCAAAAGCCAGCCGGCCAUCUCUCUCCGCUCAAUCUUCCUUCUCGGGAAUCCCUCCCGAUAGCCCUAAAGCACUGCCAACUUCCAGGACAAAGAAAAAGGCUCCGCGCAUAGAUACAGGGGCGGGGUCGCAGCUAAAGAACUCAAAAACUCCAAGUCUGCUCAACGGCAGCGGAGAUGGUAAAUCAAUCCCCAACUCUCGUAACUCGGGCGGCCAUGCCAGCAUAAUCUCGCCUACGCAAAGCCGCUGUUCCUCUACCCAGGACUCAUAUUCGACCAGUGCUACUACUUAUGAUGAUAACGAAGAGGGCACACGGCGAGGGAGAGAUGGUGUUGAUGACUCGACAGGAAGUUCAAAUCGAAAUUCCAAGGGCAAAGAAGGGAAAGGAAACGUUCUGGUAAGCGUGAGAGUUCGACCAGACCUGUCAUCUGGAGAGGGCAAAAACUCUGAAGGCGAAUGGCUGGUCGACGGUAGAAGGAGUUUGGUUUCAUAUAGAGGAAAAGAAGGCGGAGAUUAUUUUUACGAUAAUGUUUUCACCACGCAUGAUAAUAAUGCUAAGGUCUACGAUGCAUCUGCGAAACGACUGGUCCGCCGUGUUAUGGAAGGUUACCAUGGCACGGUUUUUGCUUAUGGAAUGACUGGCACCGGAAAGACGUUCUCAAUGCAGGGAACUGCUACAUCGCCCGGUGUCAUACCGCUCGCCAUCACAGAUAUUUUCUCCUAUAUUCGAGAAACACCCCACCGCGAAUUUUUGCUCCGAGUCAGUUACCUAGAGAUAUACAAUGAGAAGAUCCACGAUCUAUUGUCCAUGUCCGCGUCAGGGCAAGGAAACGGCGGAAAUGGAGCUCAAGGACAACAACAGGAAGAGAUCAAGCUGCGCGAGGAUAGCAAGCGAGGAGUUUAUGCUACACCGCUCAAAGAGGAGAUAGUUCAAAGUCCAACACAGCUGCUACGAGUUAUCGCCAGAGGAGACCAUUCCAGGAGAACGUCUAGUACGCAGUUCAACUCGCGAAGUUCUCGAAGUCACGCUGUCGUCCAGAUUGUGGUGGAGAGCAGAGAGCGAGCUCCUGCAGCAGGACAUGAGAAACGUGCUGCUAUUGCGCCUGGCGGAGUUCGCGUGUCAACAUUAAGCCUGAUCGAUCUCGCUGGUUCUGAACGUGCUGCAGAAAGCAAGGAGCGCAGAGCAGAAGGUGCCCAUAUCAACAAGAGUUUACUUACCCUUGGAACAGUCAUUGCUCGUCUAAGCGUUGAGAAGGAAGGCAAAAAUGGAGACAAGGAAGGGAAACAUUUACCUUACAGAGACAGCAAGCUCACUCGAUUACUUCAACCGGCGCUCUCUGGUAACUCCCUUGUCAGCAUUCUAUGCACGAUCCAGGUUGGGUCGGGUGCGACUGCUGCAUCUUCCCAGUCACAUACAAACGAGACCAUGAACACGCUCAAGUUUGCCGCACGAGCGAAGAACAACAUUGUCAGCCACGCAAAACGUGCUGAAGAAUCUUUGGGCAGUGGUACAGGCGAUGCAGGCAGCAGGGUCUUGCUCGAGCGGUAUAGAAUGGAGAUCCAAUCUCUACGGCGUCAGCUUGAGAAUCAAGCCAAAGCUGAAACACCAACAAGCGCUACCGAAGCAGAAUCAAAAGAAGAAGAACGAGCUAGAGAAAAAGAAGCUGCGCUUCGUCACGAAGAACAAAUGCUGGAGAUGCAGCUCGCUCGCACUGCGCUGAAGGAACGAAUUGAGCAUCUAAAUAGGUUGAUCCUAUGUUCAAAAUCGACCGGCGUCAAUGCAAGUUUAGCGAGGUUCUCCUCGCAAACCAGCCCAGGAUCCGCGGAUGUUCGGUCUCUUCGAUCCUCUCUUUCACAUUCUACGCUGGGAGCCGGUGCAGCAUUAAACCGCUCUACGUCCCUUGCUUCGAUGAAAAGCAGUGCAAGCGCAGGUCAUGCUAAUUCAUCUUCCUCCUUUGCUCAUAACCACGACGACGAUGAUGAGAUGAUAGGUGAAUUCGCCGAUGGCAUGGCGAGCUUGCAGGUCCAAGUAAAUGCACUGCAGGCCGACCUUGCAGACAAAAACAGAUACAUCUCAACGCUUGAGCGUCGACUGCUUCAGGCCCGCCGAUCAAGUCAUUCUCGUGUUUCCAUGGGCCUGAACCACCACCACCACCUCAAGUCUUGUAGCACCACAUCUUCAAAUAACGAUUCGGAUCUUACUACUAUUUUGCGGGAGAAAGACAUGGAAAUCGCGGACCUACGACUACAGUUAGACGACAAAGACCGAAUGGUGGCAGCAUUGAGAUCGGCAGCGAGGCAAAGGGACAUGGCGCACCUCACUGGCGGGAGCACAAACCCAACAAGCCGAGCAGAUGCAGCGCCGACACCUCCACCGCUUCACCCACCGCCACCUGUGGGAGCGGAUUACAAGAUCAUGGGCAUUAACAACGCCAUAUUACCCCACAGCCACAACAACCAGAACAGCGAGACAAACUCAUUAUUUAGCAAUAGCGGCGCUGGCGCUGGCUUGGUAUUAGGACGGGUCAGCCCCAACCUUCUUCCACCAGUAAGACUAUCUGCCGAAGAAAGAGACAGGAAGCGGAAGAGCGUCGAUGAAAUGUCACGCAUGUUAGACGAGAUGAUUCAAGAUCGAGUCGAGAGCGGGCAUCUCAUUAAGACUUCCAAGGGUCAUAUGCGAGUUUCCAGUGCUGGCGUAUCACCCAAAAGCUGUGAAGGAACUCCACAAAGAACUACCAGAAUGUCAAGAAUGUCAACUGGCACAGUUGCAGAGCCGUCGUCAAGUAAUGACCUCUUCGCGGAUAUCAACUACAGCCAUUCUCGUACCAAGGACUCCAUUUCCACCGAUCCUGACAAUCAGCUUCGACGUGAUGAGGAGUCUUCAGAGAAAAAUGCAGAGUCCAUGGACGCUACCAUCGGCAAGCCACUCCUGAGGCCUAUGUCAUCGUAG
Molecule: messenger RNA, 3285 nt
Organism: Nannizzia gypsea CBS 118893
Lineage: Eukaryota; Fungi; Ascomycota; Eurotiomycetes; Onygenales; Arthrodermataceae
Product: kinesin-II subunit
Exons: 2
Coding region: 1-3285 (1094 amino acids)
Biological process (GO): microtubule-based movement
Molecular function (GO): microtubule motor activity; microtubule binding; ATP binding
Source: RefSeq, a predicted model, not a curated record